This is a messenger RNA of Linum trigynum, 1465 nucleotides long. Lineage: Eukaryota; Viridiplantae; Streptophyta; Magnoliopsida; Malpighiales; Linaceae. The record is from the annotation of a GenBank genome assembly.
GCUGAGCUUUGUUUUAUGAAUUCUUCAGGUCUUUCACCAACACUCGGCUCAUCUUCAACCCAAAGGCAUCUAGUCAGUGUACCAGUUGGGCAUUAUGGUCCAAGUUGUCUAGCAGGAGCCGUACCUUUGCAAAAUGAGUCUGGUCCCACACCUUCGGUAGCAGCGAACAACAUCAGCAACCAAAAGAUGGAGCAAGGUACUUCAAAAUGGCAACUAAAAGGAAAGAGGAAUUCCCGACACACAAAGCAUGGAAAACAAGCUUCCUCCCGAAAAUACAUGGACUUGGAUGAUGAAACUCCUGCCUAUUACCCAGUAAUUAUGGACCACUCGGAAGGACUCGAUCAAACUUCCAGCAAUGCUUCUCUCGGUUUUCUGGCAAAAGACGAGCUCGAUGGGUUUCAGGAUUGGAACCGGUCUUAUGCUUUACUGCCUCAGAGAUCACUUCCAUACCGUCAAUCACGAUUCAUGCUCAACUCCAGAUACGAAUCAGCUGACUUUCCUGUCAGGAAAGUCUUUGGCGAUGAGAAACUCUAUGACGUGAAGCUGGAAGUGAGAUCCAACUACCGGCCACAACAUGUUCCGUUAGUUUCAUUGAUGAGCAAGUUCAAUGGCAAAGCCAUUAUAGGUCACCCUUUGAUGGUUGAGGUUUUGGGCGAAGGUGCUUGUGAUCUUAUGGUGGGAUCUACUACAACGGGAUCAGCUGUUGCUGUAGCGACUCCAGCAGCCAUUGGUGGAGCUCUUGAAUUGGUUAGGAAAAACUCUGGUGGUAGUGGCGAGAGACCUGGUGGCAAGCAAAUGUCAAGAAAGAGGCGCUUUAAAAGGAAAUGCAGCAAGUUGAGGAAAUCCGGGUUGUUGUCUAAAAAGAUCAGGAAGCUUUCUUCACUCACAGGGAAGAAAGUGGAAGAGAGAGAAGCUGCCUUAGUGGAGAAGGCGAAAGGCGCUGCAAUAGCUUGUGUCCCACUCGAGUUAGUGUUCAGCCGCAUAAACGAGGCAGUGAAUGGUUCUGCUUCAUGCCAAUCACAAUUCACAAGAUGCCUUAGUUGAGAAGCUACCUUUUUCGGGUGACUCAUGAUAUCAAUAGCAAUCACACCGCAAUUUGAGAGUGGUAUAGGAGAGCAUAAAUUACCAUUUCAUGUUAAUUCUCUGAUGUGUAAAUAUGUAAACAGUUGUUGAUUGAGAUAGAUGGUUGUGUAAAGCCGGGGAAGCAGCAUGUAGGAACCAGGUAGUAGGCAGUUUGUAGCUGGUAGGGUGGUUUUAGGAUUUGACGGGAUUAGAAGAGGAUAAUAACUUUGGAUGUGGCUGGUGCUAACCAGUGGUCCCCAAAGCAAAAAAGAAACGUUAAUUGUUUCAUUUCUUAUGAAGGAACAGGCCCUGCCCCAACUCCAUGGGAUGCAGUCAUGCUAGUUGCAAUUGCAGAUCUCGCAUCUUCUUUUCAGUGUCAUUUUAACAAAUGCUUUCCGAUGCA